Molecule: messenger RNA, 624 nt
Organism: Phytophthora nicotianae INRA-310
Lineage: Eukaryota; Oomycota; Peronosporomycetes; Peronosporales; Peronosporaceae
Exons: 3
Coding region: 1-624 (207 amino acids)
Source: RefSeq, a predicted model, not a curated record
AUGGGUUUGCAGCCGAUGCGAGUGAAUGGCUGGAAUCUUAAUUCCAAAACAUUUCCAGAUGAUACCGAGUAUCCCGGUAUCAAUGACGGGGAGAAUGGAUCCACAGCUGAGGUUCUAGAAUGUGCCACAUCGCCUUUAGAUUUGUUGCUAUUCAUUUUACGUAGGAGCUUGGGGGUCCAUAUCGCGAAGAAGGGUAAUCCGUACUUCGACCAGCAUUUGAACGAGCGUGUCCACCCGAUGCAUCAGAAGCAGAGAGAGCAAGGCAAGGACGUGAUUUGCGAGGAGGUUUUGGAGAAGGAAAUUAAGCAAAACAAGUCGAUCAAGGACCAAGAAAUCGGGAGGUGUAUUGGAUUGCUGACUGCGCGCAUGCUGUGCCCGCAUUCUCGACAGCUAUCUGAUCAAUGGGCAACUACGAUUGUCGAUGCUGUUCUCGCCGAAUCUGCAUUUUUUUUUGGACAACUCGGAUGCCAAGGCGGAUACAGAUCGCGCGUGGAAGGUGGGACCAGUCGUGGAGAUCAUGAAGCGGACAUUUUUAGCAGGGUACUACGUGCCAUCAUGUUCGCGCGUUCGACGAAGCAGCCAUCCCGUCACGAAGCCGCUUCAACGUCUUGCGGCAGUUUUUGA